AUGUUUAUUAACCCAAGUCCGUCCUCCAUUUAGGUUAAAGGUUAUCUCAUUGGCUCCUAAAUUUUAACCAGCCUAUAAGUUCGUGUGGCCUUUUAGACCUCAAAAAAGGACGAGAUUCACAAUUUUUAUCACACAGACUGUAGUUUGCCUUUGAAUCCAAACCAUUAUGUAAAUCAGGAGUAAGUACAUCCAAGACCGAUUUAGAUUUGUAGCUUGUCAGUGUGAAGUCAAUGAAUUAUGAGAAGUGAAUGGACUGAUAAUUGUCAAAUUAUGAACAAAACUGGUUCAAAGUCAUUUUUUGUGGAUUCCUUGUUGAAUUUAUCAGGCUCAACUAAAAGUGCCUAUUACUGUAAAAUAGGAACACCAUCAACACCGACACCAACAGUAACACCAGUAAAAACAAUAUCAACUGAAACUGGAAAGGUUCCAGAGAAGACAAUUUGUUCAUCUCUUUCAUCGUCAUCUUCAUCUUCAUCGUCUUCCACCUCAUCUACAGAUGACUCCAAAGGAUCAACAAGAUUACGAACUGCCUUUACAUCAACCCAAAUUGUCCAUCUUGAACGUGAAUUCACUCGGAGUAUGUAUUUAUCCCGAUUACGGCGAAUUGAGAUUGCCCAUUAUUUAGGUUUAAGUGAAAAACAAGUGAAAAUUUGGUUCCAAAAUCGUCGAGUUAAACACAAGAAGGAAUCUAAAUUUACUCCGAAUGAAAUUUAUUCAAGCCAUUACAUUCCAUUUCAGCACAAUUCAUCAACAGUUAAUCCAACAUCAACUAACCAAAUCAAUGACAAUGUAAACAUGAGAAAAUUAAAGGUUAAAUUGGCCGCCAUUUCAUCCUCACCAUCUUCACCACUUGAAGCGUCAGUGUCACCACCAACAAGUACAAUUAUAACGGAUCAAAUGGAGACUCAUGUUGAAACAUUAAUUAAUCCGGAAUUUAAUGAUUCUUCAAUGAAUGUUACAUCAAAUCAAUUGAUAUCAUCAUCGUCUUGUGGCUGUGGUUGCCACAAAUUAUCAUCUUGCCAUAAAUCUAGCACCAACAAUGAUACAACCAACCAUGUUCAACUUACCAACUAGCUUGUCUCAACAACCAUCUAAUCAUAGUUAUAAGUUAUUUUACCUUUUUUAAUUUUCUAAUUUUCUACUCAAUUUUUAAAUAUAUUUCAUUCAAUUAACCCUUCUUAACCUUGUGCUUAACUGAUUGUAUUAUAUUUGAUUUAUUAUAUAUAAAUAUAUUUUCUGUAUACAUGAACAUUUAUGAUUUUGGUAACAAAAAGAAUGAUAUAAAAUAAAAACAAUAUCUCAACUCAACUUUACUAGACUCUAUGGAUGCUUGUGACUUUUGUUGAUUUUAAGAAAGCCAGUAGUAGCAGAUCGUCUGGAUCAGGUUAUGGCGACAGUGAUACAAGUUGGUUGAAUAGUCAACUGUCCAGUCUUAAUGGUACCCCACAAGAUGAGAGAUUCACAUACGUAUGGAAAAGCUUGACAUCUUCAGGUGACAACCAAAAAGGAUCCUCAUCGACAUCAUCAUCUUCCUCUUGUUUUGGUAGAUCUUGAUUUGCUUUUGUUUGUUGACAUGUUUUUUUCGCAUUUACCUGGUUCAUUAUUUAUGAGAUUCAAACUUGUGAAAUCCAAAUGGAGAGGAAACGAUGACGCAGGGAUGGAUCCAUGAUGGGUUCAUGUUGAAACAAAACAACAGUCAACUUGUCCAUGGUUAAUCAUUCUGUCCCUAUUGGUCUCAUUACCUUUUCUGGAUCUUUUACUUGUUCUUUGGUUUUAAAAGGGUUCACUGUUUAACCAAAUGUUGCUUCCCUUUCGGCAUCGGGUUCCACUUAAUUGGUUAUUCGUAAUUUGUAUUGUUGCUUUGUUAUCAGCUAAAUUGGUAGCUUCAUCUAGCCAGUGCUUCAACCUCAUUGAGGGAUCAGGAAUAUUUUGUGAUUUGUUCAGUCAUUGAUUAAAAAUUGAUGAGAAAUAGUGUGUCAAUUUCACUAAAAAUCACUAUCAAUAAAAUUUCACUUUUUGCAGCAUAAUCUAACACUCAAUCAAUGAUCUCAGCUAACUCAUUCCAGGGUUUGAUCAGGAUUUCACAUGGUAACUUUUUUGUUUAUUGAUGGAUAAUUUUCUCUGAAAUAAAUUUUCAUAUUUGUGUCUCCAAGUUCAAGACAGUUCGAGAUGAGAUGAUCCACGCCAUUAUCAAAAUAUAUCGGGUGAAGAGAGUCAGUUCGGAAGCUGAACAUUUAAACUGGUUACUAAUUAUGAAUCAUAAAUAAUUACUUAUCUUCGAGACUUUAGAAAUCCCCAGAAUUGUGAGAUUAAUUUUCCAUGGUCUCCAGCAAUCAUUAUUAAAAUGAAUUGUUACAAUUUCCUCAGAUUAGAUAGUUUAAACUUGAGUCACGAUAAAAUUAACAAGGUUCACAGGGUAUCAAAAACACUGAUUUUAAGUCUUUAGCUUUAAGGAUUCGCAUUUUCCUUAAAGCUAAUUGUCACAUAAACAAAGCCUAUUCUCACUGUAAGAUAUGUGAAAAUAGCAUAUUUUGUUCAUUAAACGGUUAACCUGCCAUGAAACAUGCUUGGUUUGUAAUUAAUCUUUUCAUUUGAUUCGUGUUUCUCUCUAUAUUCACAUUAUGGUCCUUUAUUGAAUUAAUCACUCAUCCAAGAUAUGGUAUCCUCUUCACCAUUUCUGUGUUGUUAUCUUUGAAUAAUGUCCAAAGGAAUGGAACUGCAGCCUUUGGAGAAUCGCGCUUUAUCUUGCAAAUUACCAUUCAUUUUGGGUUAGUAAAUAAAUAUUGAGAAGUAAUGGAAACGAUACUGCUAAUUAUGUGCUUCGAAAGCCAUUAUUGUUCGGAAAAUACUUGGAUUAAGGAUAAAUCAUUUCUGUAUUGGACUCUGUGUUGACUUCACUUGCAUUUCAUAAAUUCAUAAGGCGACUGUUGACAAGGAUAUGGAUCAGAAAGGGAAAUAAAACACUGGUGAACACUUGUGAUGAUUUAAUAAUAUUUUGAAACAACAACUUGAGAACUUAAUUAAAACUUAAGAAUACGAUCUCAGGGGGUUACAAUACAUUUCAUUUUUACAUUUA
Molecule: messenger RNA, 3076 nt
Organism: Tetranychus urticae (two-spotted spider mite)
Lineage: Eukaryota; Metazoa; Arthropoda; Arachnida; Trombidiformes; Tetranychidae
Biological process (GO): regulation of transcription by RNA polymerase II
Cellular component (GO): nucleus
Molecular function (GO): DNA-binding transcription factor activity, RNA polymerase II-specific; RNA polymerase II cis-regulatory region sequence-specific DNA binding
Source: RefSeq, a predicted model, not a curated record